This is a messenger RNA of Carassius carassius (crucian carp), 2811 nucleotides long. RefSeq lists its product as uncharacterized. The transcript has 6 exons. The record is from RefSeq and is a predicted model, not a curated record. The coding region runs from base 734 to 1780 and encodes 348 amino acids. NCBI's taxonomy places the organism in Eukaryota, Metazoa, Chordata, Actinopteri, Cypriniformes, Cyprinidae.
GUCUGCACUGCCCUAUGGGAGAUCGCAGCAGGAGGCCGUGAAAAGCACACUGCAGAUUAAUGCUUGCCUACUGCUGACAGAUCCUCCAUGGCCUGCUGAGCAGCUGCUUGUAGCUUCCUUAAAGCCUGAAGCUUAAUGUUUCACCUCUAAGCCGGAUUUAAACAAUGCAAAGAGACCUCACCCCCAUAACUGGAAUAUAACUCAUAUCAUCUCACUAAUGAUGCUUACAUUAGCUACGUGCCAGAGUAAAGUCUCUGCACUGACAAAUGUAUGUAUUUUGAGGCAGUUUCUCAGAACUGGAGCACGAUUAUGGAGUGCUUGUUGAUUUAAGUUAGAUGAAAGGUUUUUAGGGCAUGUCAUGAGCUCAUUCUGUGGCCAGGUAACUAUGUUGUAUAAUAUGUAAAAAAAAACACACCUGUUUUAUUUUGAGUCAAGGUUUGUUUUGUUUGCUUUGGUUUUGAUAUUAAUGACCCCUUUGCAAAUCAUUUAACAAAAAAAGGUUGUUCUCAACUCUGUAGGGUCCCGGGACACAACCACCCAAUCAGCAGCUGAGUGCUUUGUUGUCUUGGAUUUUGGUCUGUUAAGGUGGUCAUGGUAAUGUCCUGAUUUCAGUAGUUUGGAUUGUCCUCAGUAUGAGGCGGCAGCCAGUCUUUCCACUGAGUGGUCUUGUUGAUAUUCUGCAUGCCCGUGGGUUCUAACAUCUUGUUCUCUUUGAGGGUAAAUAAGAAUCAAGAUGGGCUUUUCUGGCAAAGGCUUUCCUAUGGAUGUGAAUGGAGACUGGCCCUCCAAAAAAAUCAGGAAACACAGAAGUCGUGAUGUUUCACCUGUACCAUCGCAUUUCUCAGAACCAGCCUCAUUCCUGCGACACAGGGAUGUAAUUGCCAGCCUUCCGUGUCUCCCUGGUGUAAUGCGGCCACUCAGGGAUGAAGAUGAUGAUGAUGAUGUACGGAGUCAUAAGAGCUUGCCAGCAGUAAUGACUGGAAAAACCCUCCAACCUAGAGACAAGAGGUCAUACAGACAUUCUGAGAAUCACAAGAUAUCUGGUUUACCCCCUCUCAUAAGCACCAGGUGCAGUUUGAUUGUGAAAGGCACUGGAUGCAAAACUGUCCCCAAACUCCCACCAAUCACCAAAUCCUGGAAUACUUGGAAGGAAACAGACCCCCCAAGACCACCUUGUAGGGCUGGAUGCAGGCCCGACAAAAUGGAAUUCAGUUCAGCUAAACCUGUUCAUGCAUUGAUGCAUCCAAAAAUUGUACCUGUCGGGCAGACGUCUCUCUCUUUCAAGGCGCAAGGAAAUGGGCCCUGCUUGCUUCCUGCCAAAGCCUCUGGAGUGUCCCUGAGAUCUCGACUCACUUUCCAAAGUCCUGUAGUGCAGGCAGUGUACCCUAUCAGUCCUGACACCAUGCAACAGAUGAAGCAGACUGACAGAGCGUGCCAGCCCCUGAGGUCUGUGCUGAAAAAAGCACCAAACAGUGGAGUAUUUGACUGGCCACUGGCGGCCCACCUGCUGGAGCCAUUUUCUGGGUUCCAGGAGCAUCUGUGCCGCCAGAUCCUAUAUUCUCCACUGCCUUAUCUUGCAGCUUUGCCACAGGUCCAAUUUCCUUGUCUCCAGGACCAGGUUGAUCUGUUGCCUACACACAGGGGCCCAUAUGGUUCCCUGAUGGAACGCACCGUGGAGCUGUGCAACUCCCAAGGACAGAAGUUUCCCAAAAUCACCAUGACUUGCCCAACGCCUUCUCCAAAAUACCUGUGUCGCACGGAAUUUUGGCAUGCGGCUUAAAGGAACAACCAAGAUGGAUGCAGAGUAAUCUGUCAUGCUUAAUGGGACUUUAGUGCUGCUCAGUGCAGUUCAAAGUUAAUAUUGCUCUGUGCACAAAGGAUUGCAAAAAUAUCACCAAAGUUCACCAAGAUCACCAAUUCAUUUUGUUCAGAGACAAUAAAGCCAAAACAGACAUCUGAGCAAUCUCUUGGCACUUUUCCUGAUUGCUUAGAGUUUAUUAGACUCACGGUCAUAAUGUACUCCUGUGCAUAACUCAAGUUAUUGCUGUAUAACCAGUCUCUUUCAUCUGGUUGCCAUGGAAGUCCUAAGGAUCAUUAAACUGUAGGAACUGGACCUUGGGGGCUGACCUGUUCCACAGGUACAGGAAGUGCCUCUGAGGAGCUUUUUAAAGUCAUCCUGUGCAAUUUCCUGGGUGUGAAGAUCCUGGGGUAGGAAUCAUAUGUCUGUCUUACUGAGGAGAAAUGUAAUAUUUUUUUCUGCCCUCCACUUAUUUUCCAGGGCCUUUCUUUUUUAAAUCAAUACUAUUUUCUCAGUUGAGGAGAAUCUACAGUGUGAUGGGGGCCAAGGGCAAUUUUUAAAGUUCCAUCAUAUAGUCUUCUAUAGUAUCUGCCAUCUUUUGGUACAAGAAUGUGUAUUUGUGUGUAUAUGUACAUGUGUAUUUGCUAGAAGUACCAUUAAUAGACCUAUGAUAGAGUAAUAUUGACUUAUUUGAAGAAGUCACCCUCAUUACAUCACCUACUGUAGCAGUGGUUGGGGAUUAUUGCAACAUUUGAAAAUGAACAACCUCGAGUACUGGUUCCAAAUUUUAAAGUUAAUAUUUCAGGAGCAGAAUGUGUUUAAAGCAAUAUAAUGCAUUACAUUAAAAGUUACAUUAUAAAAAAAUAUAUUUUAAAUUGAUUAGUUGUCAGGAGAUUCACGUUCAUAGCACAUUUGAUCUGAAGUUCUACCAUUGCUCCCAACAUCGUUGCCAUGAGGAAAACUUGUAUAAAAAGAAAGCAAUCAGUUUGUUUUGAAAAUUUCUUAAUAGUGAA